Capronia epimyces CBS 606.96 is the source of this 3804-nucleotide messenger RNA. RefSeq lists its product as uncharacterized. The record is from RefSeq and is a predicted model, not a curated record. The transcript has 2 exons. NCBI's taxonomy places the organism in Eukaryota, Fungi, Ascomycota, Eurotiomycetes, Chaetothyriales, Herpotrichiellaceae. Gene Ontology annotation, cellular component: membrane. Bases 1 to 3804 code for a protein of 1267 amino acids.
AUGCACUUCUCCUCGACCGUCCUCGCGGCCUUGGCUGCUUUUUCCUAUGUGCCUCUUACCGUCUCCGUCGCCACCCCUCUCCAUGAAGCGGGACGAUGCGCGAUCCGUGGUCACUGCGGCAAACAAGGCUUCUUCGGAUCUGAUCUACCUUGUCCUGACAAUGGGAAGGCCUCGUCUCCCUCUGACGUUGUCCGCCAGAAGCUCGUAGGCCUCUGCGGACCAAAAUGGGAGGAUACCGACGUGUGCUGCGAAGAGGAGCAAGUUGAUGCACUAAACAAGAACCUGAAACUUGCAGAGAGAAUCAUCGCCUCUUGCCCGGCCUGCAAAGAGAAUUUCUUCGACAUAUUCUGCACCUUCACGUGCUCCCCGGAUCAGUCCCUGUUCGUCAAUGUGACGAAUAUGGGCAAAGCCUCUAACGGCAACGAUGUGGUCACGGAAUUAGACAAUAUAUGGUCAGGACACUACCAAAGCGGGUUCUACGACAGUUGCAAGGAAGUCAAGAAUGGAGCAAGUGGUGGCAAGGCAAUGGCAUUCAUUGGAGGAGGCGCCAAAAACUACACCGAGUUUUUAAAGUUCUUGGGCGACAAGAAGCUGCUUGGAAGUCCGUUUCAGAUCAACUUUCUGGAAAAGCCGAGGUAUGAUGAUCAGCAAGGCAUGAAAGCAAACGAUCCUCGAGUCUACGCCUGCAACGAUACCGAUCCCCUGUUUCGCUGCAGCUGCGUUGAUUGUCCCGAAGUUUGUCCCACUCUGGAGCCAGUCAGCUCAGUUCGGUACUGUCACGUCGGAAAACUUCCUUGCCUGUCGUUCGCCAUAAUCAUCAUCUACUCAGUAUGCUUACUGCUUCUCAUCACGGCGAUAUCUGGGCAUGUGGCAUACCGCAGGCACAAACAGUGGAAGACCGAAAGACUCCAGCUGCUGCAAGAUGCCGCCCCAAGUGAUGACGAGGACGAGGGCGAUCUUGUCCAUGAUGCCGGUCUCCUGGAGCGACCGCAACGAAACUACUACUUAAACCUGACACUCGAUCGAGCAUUCAAUAAACUGGGCGGUUUCUGUGCUCGUUAUCCUGCAUUAACAAUCGGGACAAACGUGGUGUUUAUUGUUCUGCUCAGCCUCGGAUGGCUGCGGUUCGAGGUUGAAAGAGAUCCUGUCCGCUUAUGGGUCAGUCCAACUUCAGACGCGGCUCAAGAGAAGGCAUUUUUCGAUGCCAACUUCGGUCCAUUCUAUAGGACAGAGCAAGCCUUCCUAGUCAAUGACUCGGCUUCGGGUAACAGCACCGUGCUGACCUACGAGACCCUCGAUUGGUGGUUUGACAUCGAGGAACAGAUAUCACGCAUGAUGACCCCCAAGAACGGGAUCACACUAAAGGACGUCUGCUUCAAACCCACAGGAACUGCUUGUGUGGUCCAGUCAGUUAGUGGAUGGUUUGGUGCUGGCUUGACUAGCGACUGGAGAGAGCAGAUUGAGCUUUGUGCUGCCCACCCCGGGGAUCAAAGGUGCUUGCCAGAGUUCAUGGAUCCGCUUCCACCCGGCCGCAUCCUUGGAGGCUACGACAGCCUCGACGACAUCGCGAGCGCGAGUGCACUAAUCACGACUUGGGUUGUCGACAAUGAUCAGCCCGGAACAGAGAGGGAGGCCCGAGCAGAAGAGUGGGAACGUACUCUCAAACAUGAUCUGUUGAUCUAUCAAGAAGCGGCCAAAGCUAGAGGCCUGCGCCUCUCCUUCAACACAGAAAUCAGUCUGGAGGAGGAGUUGAAUAAGUCGACGAACACAGACGCGAAGAUUGUGGCCAUCAGCUACGUGGUCAUGUUCGUAUACGCGUCGCUGGCGUUGGGCUCAGCCAGCCUCUCUCUGUCGUCUUUCCUCAGUAACCCUGCGAAUGCCUUUGUGCAGUCCAAGUUCACGUUAGGUGUGGCGGGGAUCCUGAUCGUCUUGAUGUCGGUCUCUGGCUCUGUUGGUCUAUUUUCUGCCGCCGGGGUGAAAGUCACUUUGAUCAUUGCAGAAGUCAUCCCGUUCCUGGUCCUUGCCGUCGGCGUUGACAACAUCUUCCUGAUCGUCCAUGAGUUCGAACGCGUCAACGUCAGCCACCCCGACGAAGAGAUCGACGAGCGUGUGGCGAAAGCUCUUGGGCGCAUGGGGCCGAGUAUCUUGUUGUCGGCAUCGACCGAGACCGUCGCGUUCGCAAUGGGCGCGUUUGUUGGGAUGCCUGCAGUCAAGAAUUUUGCCGCGUACGCUGCGGGUGCCGUGUUCAUCAAUGCCCUGUUGCAGGUGACAAUGUUCGUCUCAGUCCUGGCGCUCAACCAACGACGCGUCGAAAGCCUCCGAGCAGAUUGCUUCCCAUGCGUGACAGUCCGGGGAGCCAAUUCAGUCAGCAUGCCUAGUGGUCACUUCUUUGGCAGCGACGAGGAGGGCUGGUUACAACGCUUCAUUCGCAAACAGUAUGCACCAAGCUUGCUGGACAAGAAAGUCAAGACUUUUGUCAUGACUUUCUUCGUCACUCUUUUGGCUGCAGGCAUCGCCCUGAUCCCCAAAGUCCAGCUCGGACUUGACCAAAGAAUUGCACUUCCAUCGGACUCGUACAUGAUUCAAUAUUUCAAUGAUCUGUAUGACUACUUUGGAUCCGGCCCGCCGGUCUACUUCAUCACACGCAACGUCAACGUGACCGAGAAGCACCACCAACAACAACUGUGUGGCAGGUUCACCACCUGUGACGAAUACUCGCUGUCAUACAUUCUGGAGCAAGAAUCGAAGCGACCCAAUGUGAGCUACAUCGACUCGGCUACUGCCAGCUGGAUCGAUGACUUCUUCUAUUGGCUAAACCCCAUCUCGGACUGCUGUCAAGAUGAAAACGGAGAAACUUGCUUUGGCGACGGCGAAUGGAACAUUACCCUCGCAGGGAUGCCCGAAGGCGAAGAAUUCAUCCAGUAUGCUACAAAGUGGAUUCAUGCUCCAACCGGAGCAGAAUGCCCCAACGGUGGACAAGCAGCCUACUCCAAUGCGCUUGUCCUUGAUACGAAUCAUACGGACACACCAGCCAGUCAUUUCCGAACUUUCCACACGCCUCUCCACGGUCAGGACGACUUCAUCAAUUCCUAUGCUGCGGCCAGACGAAUAUCGGAUGAUAUUUCCAAACGCCACGAUAUCGACGUUUUUCCCUACAGCAAACAUUAUAUAUUUUUCGAUCAAUAUAGCAGCAUCAUCCGCUUGACUGCGACUCUGCUAUGUGUGGCUGUUGCAAUUAUCUUCGUCCUUACUUCAUUGUUGCUCGGCUCUUUGCUGACGGGAGCUGUGGUUGCUGUCACCGUCGUCAUGAUUGUCGUGGAUAUAAUUGGCGUGAUGGCGGUGGCCAAUGUAUCCCUCAACGCGGUGUCGUUGGUCAACUUGGUGAUAUGCGUAGGGAUCGGAGUGGAGUUUUGCGCACACAUUGCCCGUGCAUUCAUGUUUCCUAGCAAGUCGGUCAUGGAGCGAGCCAGGCAUAAGCUCAGGGGGAAAGAUCUCCGGGCCUGGACUGCAUUGGUCAAUGUCGGCGGGAGUGUCUUCAGUGGCAUCACCAUCACCAAAUUCCUGGGGGUCGCAGUGCUGGCAUUCACCCGGAGCAAAAUCUUCGAGAUUUAUUACUUCCGCAUCUGGUUGGCGCUUGUGAUUUUUGCCAGCUCGCAUGCCUUGAUCUUUCUGCCAGUGGCACUGAGUUUCUUUGGCGGAGGCGGGUACAUUGACCCCGAGAGCGAAGGGGGUCUCGAGGAGGCCCUGGCGAGCCGGCGGUAUCGGAGUCUUUUGCCCGACGACGACUACGAUUCCGACGAGUAA